AACCAUGAGGCUCCUCCUGCUUGUGGCUCUGCUGGCCACCACCAUUGCGAUUGCUCCCGUCCACUUCGACAGGGAGAAGGUGGUCCGUGUGAAGCCCCAGGAUGAAAACCAAGUGAGCAUCAUGAAGAAUUUGGCCAAAGACAAUGAGCUUGACUUCUGGUAUCCAGAUGCCAUCGACCAUGUAGCUGCUAACAUGACAGUGGAUUUCCGAGUUAGUGGGAAAGAAUUCCAAUCCAUCCAGUCUGCCUUGGAUCAAAACAGAAUGCACUAUGAAAUCCUGAUUGAUAAUCUACAAGAAGAAAUCGAGAAACAGUUUGAUGUUAAAGAAGCUAUCCCAGGCAGGCACAGUUAUGCCAAAUACAAUAACUGGGACAAGAUUGUAGCCUGGACUGAAAAAAUGGUGGAUAAACAUCCUGAAAUGGUCUCUCGUAUUAAAAUCGGAUCUACUUUUGAAGAUAAUCCGCUGUACAUUCUCAAGAUUGGGAAAAAAGAUGAAAGAAGAAAGUCUAUCUUCAUGGACUGCGGCAUUCAUGCACAAGAAUGGAUCUCCCCAGCAUUCUGUCAGUGGUUUGUCUAUCAGGCAGCAAAAAGUUAUGGAAAAAACAAAAUUAUGACCAAAAUCUUGGACCGAAUGAAUUUUUAUGUUCUUCCUGUGUUCAAUGUGGAUGGAUAUAUUUGGUCAUGGACACAGGACCGCAUGUGGAAAAAAAAUCGUUCCAAGAACCACAACUCCAAGUGCGUGGGCACUGACCUCAACAGGAAUUUUAAUGUGUCUUGGCAUUCUUCUCCUAACACCGAUGACCCAUGUCAGGACACCUAUCGGGGCCCUGCUCCAGAGUCGGAGAAAGAGACAAAAGCUGUUGCUGACUUCAUUCGAAGCCACCUGAAAUCAAUCAGGGCCUACAUCUCCUUCCAUUCCUACUCCCAGAUGCUACUGUUUCCCUACGGCUACACGUUAAAGCUGCCACCCAACCACGAGGACCUGGCCAAAGUUGCUAGGAUUGGCACUGAUGUUCUAUCAACUCGAUAUGAAACCCAGUACAUUUAUGGCCCAAUAGCAUCGACAGCUUACCCGACAUCAGGUUCGUCUUUAGACUGGGCUUACAGUCUGGGCAUCAAACACACAUUUGCCUUUGAGCUCCGUGAUAAAGGCAGAUUUGGUUUUCUCCUUCCAGAAUCCCGGAUAAAGUCAACCUGUAAAGAGACUAUGCUGGCUGUCAAGUUUAUUGCCAAGUACAUCCUCAGGCAUACUUCCUAAACAACUGCUCUCAGUUUAGAAAACACCAGUUAAUCUCUGUGUGUGUGUGUGUGUGUGCACACACUCAUGUUCUUUUGUCAGAAAAUCACUCUUAGCUAUGCCUAGAUGCAGAUUCACAUCACCUGAGUCCAUCUUUAUUCACCCAAAUCCUGCAUUAUUUCUUUUUGCUUUUAUUGGCUCCCAGUAGCACCUUAAUAAAAU
This is a messenger RNA of Marmota flaviventris (yellow-bellied marmot), 1459 nucleotides long. It is a transcript of the gene Cpa3, whose product is annotated as carboxypeptidase A3. Gene Ontology annotation, biological process: proteolysis. Gene Ontology annotation, molecular function: metallocarboxypeptidase activity; zinc ion binding. Lineage: Eukaryota; Metazoa; Chordata; Mammalia; Rodentia; Sciuridae. The record is from RefSeq and is a predicted model, not a curated record.